Molecule: messenger RNA, 1017 nt
Organism: Ambispora gerdemannii
Lineage: Eukaryota; Fungi; Glomeromycota; Glomeromycetes; Archaeosporales; Ambisporaceae
Source: the annotation of a GenBank genome assembly
AUGCAAAUUGAAGAUUUUCCACCUGAAGUUUAUGGGUUUCUUGUUAAAUAUCCACCAAAGAAACGCGCUAUAGUUGUAGAAAGAUUAUUGACCUAUGCUAUAAAGAAAAUGGAGCACAAAGUUAGUCAACGACAAGAAAAGAAACAUGUGUGUGAACCUUCUUGGUGGGAAGACCAAGAAGCAAAUGUCAAACCAUCCACCUCAAAAAAAGGCAAACAAUCUGAAAAACACAAUAAUAAUAUUAAUAACGAUGAUUGUUUUCCCAAGAGGAUGGUAGAUGAGAUGACUCAGACAUCAAAUCCAUAUAUUACUGGGCCUAAACCUGCUGUUAAGGGAUCAAGAGGGUAUAAAAAAAUGUUAGCUGGCAAAAAUAAUCCAAUAGAACCUCCUCCCAUCGAAGAUAUGAUGAUGCCAUCUCUCUCAUCUAAAAAAAAGAAAUCUUUACGAUCUGAAAGGCAACUCUAUUAUGCAGCAACUCUCAAUAAUUUAGAAGAAUCAGAGGAGCAAUCAAGUUCUUCCUCACAAAGUUCAUCAUAUUCAUGGAAUAAAAGAUCGACUAAAAAUGCUGAAAUAGUUCCAGAUUUUUGUGCAGAUCCAUUUGUAGUUUCUUCUUUGAAGAAAAUGACAUUGCAGAAACCUUUAACAUUUGAAACUCGUGCUUCAUCUCGGAAUGUAAGGUCAAUCUUACCGUCACCAAAAGUAGUACCUCAAAAGCCGAAUGGAAAACCCAAUUCUAAUUCAUCAAAAGAACAACAACAAAAGCCGCCACAACAAUCCAAACUUAAAGUGAAUUCUUUAAAUGAAAAAAAGAUCGCUAUCAACUUUACUUCAAUUCCUUCUUCUAAAUCCACAGCCGAUAUUGCACGCGAAUUUCUUGAAAGUACUUUUGUGGCUUAUUUAAAUCCUCCAGCAAAGAACGAUAAUCAAAAUUAUGAAAAGUCUGGUAAUGAUCUAAAAGAAAUAAUUCUGAAAGCAAGGGAAAAGGUGCGUGUAAAAGAAGAAAAUUAUCUAAUUUGA